UUUUUUUCUUUUUUUCGUCUUCUUUUUUUUUUACUUUUACUUUUACUUUUAUUAUUCUUUUUGUUUUUCUUUUUUUUAAAAAAAAAUGAAGUUUAUAGUGUUAAGUUCUUUGGCUGGUUUAGCUGCUGUUUCAGCUCAGAAUGCUGUUAACAAUACUGUUGCUACAACUACUGUACCUAUUUUAACUACAUCUACCAUUGCUGCUGCUGCUGUACCUACUGGAAACGUCUGUGCUGUUCAGAGCACCUUUGAAUUGUGUUUGCAAAAUGAAGAUAAUUAUAUAAAAACUUGUCAGGAUCAAGAUUUUGCAUGUUUGUGUAGAUGGAAUAAGGAGAAAUUAACAUGUUGGAAUAAUUGUCCUAAUGCGGAUGGCUAUGGUGCUCAACAAGCACUUGUUCAAAACUAUUGUUCAAUGCCUGGAGCCAAUGUAUCUAUUACUCCAUGGACGAGCAGUGUAGCAGCUACUUCUACUCCAAUUGUACAAAGUAGCGCUGUUUCUACUUCUACAACUUCUGCCAACUCAACACCUACUAACAAAACUUCAAGUGCAUCAAUUUUAAUGUUGAGCCAAGGUGCGCUUGCUAUUGUCGGUGUUGUUGCUACAUAUAUGCUUUUCUAAAUAUAGCAUGUUUAAACUAUUAUUAUAAUAACUUGCAUAGUUCGAAUAAGCAAUUAUGUGUACUCUGAUUAUAUUGUUAACUUUAUAUUCCUUUUUUUUAGUUCAUAUACAUAUAAAUAUAUAUAUCUUUUUUUUUUUGGUCGUCUAUAAUAAAUUUAUGUAAUAAAUACAGGCUUUAUGAAUGUUGUAUUCAAUGAAA
Molecule: messenger RNA, 818 nt
Organism: Cokeromyces recurvatus
Lineage: Eukaryota; Fungi; Mucoromycota; Mucoromycetes; Mucorales; Mucoraceae
Exons: 5
Coding region: 86-619 (177 amino acids)
Source: RefSeq, a predicted model, not a curated record